Phanerochaete carnosa HHB-10118-sp is the source of this 1763-nucleotide messenger RNA. RefSeq lists its product as uncharacterized. Gene Ontology annotation, molecular function: D-lactate dehydrogenase (cytochrome) activity; FAD binding; D-lactate dehydrogenase (NAD+) activity. Gene Ontology annotation, cellular component: mitochondrion. The coding region runs from base 81 to 1763 and encodes 560 amino acids. NCBI's taxonomy places the organism in Eukaryota, Fungi, Basidiomycota, Agaricomycetes, Polyporales, Phanerochaetaceae. The transcript has 11 exons. Gene Ontology annotation, biological process: lactate catabolic process. The record is from RefSeq and is a predicted model, not a curated record.
GCCAAAAAGGGGAUGAAGCGGCAUCUAGACGAACUCUUUCAUCCUCAACGGCGACGUCGACACGAAGCUUGGCCUGUGGAAUGCUGCGCACACGUCUCGUACGCACUUUGCAACCGCGGACGGCGCGCCUCGCGAGCACCUCUGCGCGGCCUCCAACAGGUCUGGGAUAUGCUGCCUUGGGUUUGGGCGCGGGUGUCCUACUUACGUCCGCGUUCUUCUUCGCGCGUCCGACGCACGCCGACUCGACGGUCCAACCGACGACCAGCAAAGUGCACGCCGGCACAGUCGCUGCAUCCAACCGCAGCCAGCUCGCACAGGAGACCAAAGUUGAUGCGGCUACCCUUGCAAAGGAGCUACGCGUAGUGCUGAACGACACGGACGACACGCUCGAAAGAGUCUCGACCGACCCCGAGGUGUUGCAUGCGCACGGCUACAGCGAGAACGACUACCAUCCAAGCUCGGAUCCUACUGUCGUCGUUUUCCCUGGCUCCACUGCCGACGUCGUCGCAAUUGUCAAGAUCGCAAACAAGCAUCUUGUGCCUAUUGUCACCUAUGGCGGUGGCACGUCCAUCGAGGGUCACUGGCGCGCGCCGCCUGGAGGAGCUAUUUGUGUCGACAUGCGGGAUAUGGACAAGAUUCUUGAGAUACACGGCGAGUGCAAAGCGUCCCUUACACGAGACUCAGAUCUUGUCUGCCAGCCCGGCAUAGGAUGGAUAGAGAUCAACGCUGAACUGAAGCGACGUGGAAUCCCGCUUUUCUUUCCCAUCGAUCCUGCACCGGGUGCGUCCAUCGGCGGGAUGAUCAGUACAGGAUGCUCGGGCACAAACGCGGUGCGGUAUGGUACCUCAAAGGGCGAAUGGUUUCUAAAUAUUACGGUCGUGUUACCCUCAGGCGAGGUCAUUAAGACACGACGGCGUUCGCGAAAGAGUAGCGCAGGCUUCGACACAACAAAGCUGUUCAUUGGAGCUGAGGGUACAUUGGGGAUCAUCACGGAAGCGACUCUCCGUCUUGCACCCGUCCUCCCGACAACAGUUGCCGUCGUUCAAUUCCCCGACGUCCGUGCCGCAUCCGAAGCGGCAAGGGAGAUUGUUAAUAGUGGGGUUGGAAUACAGUGCGUGGAGCUCUGCGAUGAUGCAUUCAUGCGCUCGUCGAACCUCUACGGCCAGAGUACACGCAAGUGGCCUGAAAAAGACUCGCUAUUUAUCAAGUUGCAAGGGUCGACGCCGUCAAUCAUGAAAGAGGGAAGUAUCGUUGUCGAGAAGAUCUGUACCUCGCACGGUGGGACAAGCUUCACAUGCGCGGAAUCAAAGGCCGAGGCAGACGCACUUUGGGCAGAUCGGAAGAAUGCGUUAUAUUCUGCGCUGGCACUGGUUGAGGGGAGUAGGGCUUGGAGCACCGAUGUCUGUGUACCUGUCAGUAAACUUCCGCAGCUUGUGUACGAAACCAAACAAGACAUCGAGAGCAGUGGGAUUGUGAGCACAAUCAUUGGGCAUGCUGGUGAUGGCAACUUCCACGCAGUGCUGCUAUUCAGAACUGACGAGGAGCUGGCUGUCGUGCGCGGACUUGUGCACAGGAUGGUUAAGCGUGCAAUCCAACUUGACGGCACAUGUACAGGAGAGCAUGGUGUUGGGAUGGGUAAACGCAAGUAUCUACACGAGGAACUUGGUGCAGGCACUGUUGGGCUUAUGAAGACAAUUAAGCACACACUUGAUCCACACAACUUGUUUAAUCCAGGAAAGGUAUGCUUCAACCUUUGUGCAUGA